Messenger RNA from Molossus molossus (Pallas's mastiff bat), 1381 nucleotides. RefSeq names its product transmembrane and coiled-coil domains 1 (gene TMCO1). The coding region runs from base 123 to 974 and encodes 283 amino acids. The transcript has 9 exons. Gene Ontology annotation, cellular component: endoplasmic reticulum; endoplasmic reticulum membrane; cytoplasm. NCBI's taxonomy places the organism in Eukaryota, Metazoa, Chordata, Mammalia, Chiroptera, Molossidae. Gene Ontology annotation, biological process: endoplasmic reticulum calcium ion homeostasis. Gene Ontology annotation, molecular function: calcium channel activity. The record is from RefSeq and is a predicted model, not a curated record.
GCUGUCAGAGCCGCCGCGUUCGUCGGCGGUCCUGAAGUCCAGGGGAGCCGUUGUCGCUGCCUUUCCCGUGGCUGUGGAGCGCGUCCCCCCCGCGGGUGGGACUGCCGAGCCGGAAGUGCGAGAUGAGCACCAUGUUCGCGGACACGCUGCUCAUCGUCUUCAUCUCGGUGUGCACGGCCCUUCUCGCCGAGGGUAUCACCUGGGUCCUGGUGUACAGGACAGACAAAUACAAGAGGCUGAAGGCGGAAGUGGAGAAGCAGAGUAAAAAGUUGGAAAAGAAGAAGGAAACAAUAACCGAGUCAGCUGGUCGACAGCAGAAAAAGAAAAUAGAGAGGCAGGAGGAGAAACUGAAGAACAACAACAGAGACCUGUCAAUGGUCCGGAUGAAAUCCAUGUUCGCAAUCGGCUUCUGCUUCACCGCCCUGAUGGGGAUGUUCAAUUCCAUGGCCGGGGACCGAACUGCAAGCAAAGUACGUGCCCUCGCCCGGAAUGAAACCCAAGACCCUGGUUCUCGGGCCGAUGCUCUGACCACUGAGCAAAAUCAGUCGGGGCAUUUUCGCCGCCCUAAUAGACCACUUUGUGCCAAAGACGAGCAGACCAGCGAGGCGCGCCCUGCCUCAGUGAUGUCAGCGCUGCGUGGGGUGAGAAGACAGAGACAGAUUCGCGGUGGGGUCAGAGCAGAGAUGUGCCUGUAUUCGAUGGCAGAGUGGUGGCAAAGCUGCCCUUCACCCCCCUGUCCUACAUCCAGGGGCUGUCUCACCGGAACCUGCUGGGCGAUGACACCACGGACUGCUCCUUCAUCUUCCUGUACAUCCUCUGCACCAUGUCCAUUCGGCAGAACAUCCAGAAGAUCCUCGGCCUGGCCCCUUCGCGAGCUGCCACCAAGCAGGCCGGCGGGUUCCUGGGCCCUCCACCGCCUGCGGGGAAGUUCUCUUGAAGUCGAGAAGAACCCUGUGAUUCCUGUCGUUUCUUAAGGUCUUCUAGUUAAAUGAGCAACUAUUUCAUACCCAGAACCACAGGCAGCCUUGGCGCUCAGGCCACUUUCCAGCUUUCUCUCUCGACUGAUGGACGUGCUUCAAUGAGGACGGGGCCCCGCAGCCAGACUCGGCAGUGCCUCCGUCGCAGGAGUGUUGUAAAUAGGUGUCGGUCCGAUGAGCGAAGGUGACGUUUGUGUGAUGAGAAACCGUCUUUCUUGUUUUGUUUACAUGAACAUUUUUGUGGGACCGACUCGAGACUGCUGUGCGCCAUGGAAGGUGGCUCUCCGGGAGCAUGUUGCAGUCUGAAAGCAGUUAGUUUUCCUGUAGUUAGUGACUUAAUCGUGUGUGUGUUUUAAAGCCAAAUGUAUGACCUGUGAUCAAUAAAGAGGCCAGAAUGAUAGCAU